Cheilinus undulatus (humphead wrasse) is the source of this 1287-nucleotide messenger RNA. It is a transcript of the gene hand2, whose product is annotated as heart and neural crest derivatives expressed 2. The transcript is spliced from 2 exons. Gene Ontology annotation, molecular function: DNA-binding transcription factor activity, RNA polymerase II-specific; RNA polymerase II transcription regulatory region sequence-specific DNA binding; protein dimerization activity. NCBI's taxonomy places the organism in Eukaryota, Metazoa, Chordata, Actinopteri, Labriformes, Labridae. Gene Ontology annotation, biological process: regulation of transcription by RNA polymerase II; heart development. The record is from RefSeq and is a predicted model, not a curated record. Bases 79 to 819 code for a protein of 246 amino acids.
AGCAGCUCAGGAGGUUUUCAGGUGCAGGGCUCCUGAAAUGUUCUAGAAAUUCUCAGGAGUGCAUGAGUGAACGCUAGGAUGAGUCUGGUCUCAGGUUUUCCUCACCACCCGGUCAUGCACCACCACGACAGCCACCACUACUCUCUGCACGCGGCGGCCGGGCGCUGUCACGAGGACACCGGAGCUCCUCCGUACUUCACGAGCUGGCUCAUUAGCCACGCGGACAUGUCACCCACAGAGUACGGCCUCGCGCCCGGCUACAGCCCGGAGUACCACGGCAACAGCAGCGGCGGGUCCACGGGCGGCCUUGACCCGCACCACCACCACCACUACGGCCCCGGCAGCCUGGUCCCAGGGGCCGGGGCCAUCUCGGUGAACGGAGCCGCCGUCGGUAUGCACCACCACCAUCACCACCACGCGCACCCACGCACCGUGAAGAGGAGACCCACCGCCAACCGGAAGGAGCGACGGCGGACCCAGAGCAUCAACUCGGCCUUCGCGGAGCUGCGGGAGUGCAUCCCUAACGUGCCCGCGGACACCAAACUGUCCAAGAUCAAGACUCUGAGGCUGGCCACCAGCUACAUCUCCUACCUGAUGGACAUCCUGGACAAAGACGGACCGCACGGGGACACGCAGGCCUUCAAGGCCGAGCUGAAGAAGACGGAGGCCCGCGAGGAGCGGCGGAAGAGAGAGGCGGUGGAGAUCCCUAAGACGACCUCAUCUUCCUCCUCGUCGUCGUCGUCUUCAGCGGGAGAUAAGAAGAGUAAAGGACGGACAGGAUGGCCUCAACAUGUCUGGGCGCUGGAACUCAAACAGUAGCUCUCCCUCCUCCUCACCCCACCCUCCCUCCUUAAUGAGAGCUGAUAGCGCUCCUCUCCUCCUCCUCCUCCUCCGGCUCUGCGCUCGAGGACGGAGAUAAUGGGACAAAAAGAGUGCGCUAAUGAACUAUAAUGGCGUCAUCCUCCUCCUCCUCCUCCUCCUCUGUGUGGACCUGCACGCGCUGUGUUUCAGUGUGAAGGCACGUGGAAGUAGUCGUCGAUGCUUUGUUUGAUGGAGUUUCUGUUGGCAGAGAUAUGUAGGCUACAGUAGAGGCCACUUCCGGGAGUCUAAUGCGUCUACGUUGCCGCCAUCUUGGAGGGGUGUCAGUAGCUCAUAAUUGUAAGUCUACAGUAAGAUGAGUAAGCUAAGGUCUGUGUAGGAUUAAAAUAUUCCUGUUUGACUGAAUUGUGAAUCUAUUUUUAAGCUGUGUGAUCUAUUUAUGAUGCAGGAUACUCGGUUGAAUAAAUC